AUGGUUGGGUCUUUCGCCAGGAUAAUUUUUUUCGGGCGCGCAGACGAAGUCCCGCGUGACGACGGCACCAGGUUCACACCGGGCAAUGCGAAUCUCAGUGGGCCAGGUCCAGAAGACAGAUACGUUCGUUGUUGUGUGUCUUUUCUACAGAGAGCUCGUUUCAAGCCGGCCGGCCAACGGUGGCUUCGUUUCCUUUACCAAGCAAAGGAAUUGGCGAUCUCCUUGGAGGACACUGUUAGGGCGUUGUUGAACACUUCAGUCAUGGAGAGGCUCACUUUUAUCGAUCCUGUGGAUCCGCCACGGCCCGCCACACCACGUCGCAGAUCGCGGUCUGCAGAUUCAAUUCUUAGUUCAUCGAAUACAAGGGGGUUCACGUUGUCCAAGCUCCAUGGCGUUGUCGACGCAGUCAUGGAUGCUGUGAAACGUUGGAAGCCAGCCGAGACUGAAUUGGAACGAGACAUCAAUCAAACAGAGCACAGGCGUCUCGCACGCGAAAGUGAACGAGCACAGGCGAAUGCAGUUGCAGCCCGCUUCACGCCCGAGUUCUUCGAGAACCGAUUGGCGCUCUUAGAGCAAGAUGGAUCAGCACCACAGCUCGAACAGGAAAUACAGCGCAUCGCCGAUGAUCUGUACGAGGUUGUUCGAGAUGCCGUUCAAGCGUCUGAAUUAAAUCAUCAAGAACAGACACAGUUGAUAGACGCUUUCAAAAAUGCUAUCACAUGGGUCGGGCGUGGGCGCUUGUCAGAUCCGCCCCAAUUUUUGUGGGAGACAUUGUGUCGCAUAUUCACAACGCAGAAAGUUGAUAAUGCCUGCCAGUAUUGGGGCCCUAUGCAGGCUAUUCUGGCUCUUCUUAGGUGCCAUCAGACAUGCGUCAUUCUCUGCGAGGAGGAGGUUCGAGGUCAGACUUCAUGUCUUGAAGUAUGCUCUCAUCAUUCAGUCAAGGUUGAGAAGACGAAUUGUCUACAGCAGGUGAAGCGAAUCAUGCGAGAAUCGCACGGUGAUGUCGUAUGGUAUUUGUUCGGGCACAUGGAGAAUCAUUUCGGAAUGCUCUUGGAUGAAGGCCGCCCGCUCAAACACGACGACAUUAAAUCACUUGUUGAUUUUGCGAAAGGUUGCUUUGGCGAUGGCCGUUGCAACUUGCGACUCGUAUUCGUGAACGGGUGCGGUACGAAGUGUGGGAACAAUUUCGGUGAGCAAUUGAAUGCAGCUGGAGUGCCAUGCGUCGUGUAUUGGGAUGAUAAGGUGAUUCCAGAUGUAGCUACGCGUUUUGCACACGAGUUUUUCAAAUCAUAUUUUACUGACCAGCGUGGUGAACAAUCUGCGUUUGAAGCUGCAUUGAAGAUUCCAGGUGUCGAGUUUGGGGUUUCUCCUGAGGAUGCGGAACGUGUCGGAGCUUGUUCGGGAAGACUCAAGUCGACGAACAAUGAUGCGGGUAGCGUUCCGAUGAUUCAAAUGCAACGACGCCAAGCCAAUUCAACGAGCCACAGAAAGGGUGAAUGUCGAGCAUAUCCAGCAUGCGCGAUCUAUAUCUGGAGAGCUCGACCGCUGCAGGCGUAG
Prorocentrum cordatum is the source of this 1557-nucleotide messenger RNA. The record is from the annotation of a GenBank genome assembly. NCBI's taxonomy places the organism in Eukaryota, Dinophyceae, Prorocentrales, Prorocentraceae.